CGGUUUAUUAAUAAAUGUGAAUGAAGAGUCUCUAAAAGCGCUUUUCCUUUCUGAAACUAUGCAGUCCCCACCUUACUGCAGAUCCGGUUGAGGUAUUAGUAGCUUUCCCUUUAACAGAAAGAUCACAAAUAUUCAUCACUGAACAUUCAAAUAAUGAUGUAAUGAUCACUUCUGGCAGUUGAAAGCAAUGGAGUUUUUUUUUUUUUUUUUUUUUUACAAAGGUAGUGGAAACAGGUGGACUUGACUAUUUAGAAUUGUAUAAACAAGACACAUGACUGCAAUUUUUCUCAGUGUUUUCCCAGCUCAGCCAGUUGUAAUUUCUUAGGACAUAGCAGUGGUGACGGCUAUUUGGCCUUCUGUCCAGACUCUUAAGGGUUUAUUUGCAUGCAGACUCAAGGCAUCUCAGUGUGGUUUCGCUUGCUUGCACCCAGCUUGUCAAGCCAAAUGUCAGAUGAGGUAGUUCCUUUUUGUUCAGGCAAUUCAGCUGAGCCAAAACAGUUGGUACUUCCUCUUUGUACAGGCAUUUCCUGUAAAGUAUACCUCGUAAAAAGACUAGACACCCGUAAGAAGUGCUGCAUAGGGCAUCAGCCAUGGCAUUGGUACUGUUGUGGACCCUGUUGUGGAUAUCAGGAUACUGUCACAGACUGUCAGCUGAAGCCCUGCACUUUCUAUCUUGGCGUGCCGCCAUUUUCCCUUGAGUCAAUAACAUGGAAGACGAGGAUAAAGAUCCCACUAAUCCCAUAAGACGUUGGAGUGUUGCUGCAGUACAAAUACUUCACUUCUGGGGAGAGACAGGGGGUCUCUCUAAAAGUCCCUGCUGAGACCAAUGGGACAAAAUUCAUCUGGGAGUAUUUGUAAAUGUAAUCGAUGUGGCCUCAGCUGAUAAAUACGAGAAUGCUUCGAUUUCCAUGGAGGUAGAUAAAGAGAGAUUCUCAUCUGUGGGCUUCGAUGGAUCUUAUUUCCCUCUGAGAAUCUCACCAGUGAAGUUUGGAGACAGUGGAAGGUACUUCUGUUUUUGUGAAUCCUACCCAAUGGCCUCAGUAACUCUGGUAACUGUUCAGGUCUCAGCAGCACCCCCUGGUGGUUUGUCCAGGAAUCAGUCAGUUGUGCUGAACUGUGAGAUAUCACAGGUGAUCGGCUCUGUGACCCUGGCCUGGCUCCGGAUGAAGGGGGGCAGGGGCGAGCUCAUAAAACAGGAGGUCCUGAGUGAGGGGCACCCAAAAAAGAUGCUCAGUCUCACCCUGCCCAUUCUGAGCAGAGACCAGCUGCACUGGGCCUGUGUGGUGUUCACAGAGAGCAUGCUCAGAGCACAGGUCCCCCUGCACCUCACACUGCCGACACCCAUCUCUGAACCUGAAGAGCCAAAGCCAGGAUGGAGCACUGAGACAGUGGUCAGGGUGGUGAUUGUAGUGCUGGCCACCCUGGGGAUGCUAAAGGUUCUUAUGUGGUACUGCAGGAGACACCCAGCAUGUAAGCACACUAGCACUGGGACACAAUAGCCAAGUGCUCAACAUUUUGCAGUUUUGAAUGAAGACAGGGGCCCCUGAUACUAAAACCAUCUGUUAAAAGUAUCUAUCUAAAUGGAUAUACAUCGGCUGCUUGGAACGUGCUAAGCAGAGUAAUUAUGUACCCGCAUCACUUGUCAGAUAUGCCACACUGUACACCUUAAGGCUUUAAGCCAAAGUAAGACAAGAGUAGUUGUGGCAUAUAAAUGUGUAGUUCUUAAUUUGAUCAGGUUGCUCUCAAUGAGCCAGACAGGAACUCACACACCAAGAUCAAAAUAAGCACCUUCAAAAAGUCAGAGAUCGGAAAGAUAAACUUUGUCUCAUGUCCAGUUUGAUGUUUGUUGUUAUACCUAGUAUUUAUGAGUAAUUUUUAAAAUAACCUGUGUCUGUCUUCCUUCUGAAAGUUUCUCUGACUCCUCUGUUAUUCAUCAAAGUCUCCAAUUUAAUAUACAUAUAUAUAUAUAUAUAUUUUCAAUUUUAUUUGUAUUGCGCUUUUUACAAAGGGCAUUGUCACAGAGCACCUUUACAGAGAUAUGGGCCUGAACCCUAACAUCUGUAUAUUACUACAGGUACAUCUGCUGCUCCUGAAAAAAAUGCAGAAAAAAACAGUUUUAUUUUAGAUUGCUGCCAAUUCAUGUAGUUUUUGUAUCCUUUCUAUAAUUGUUUUUAAUGUUUGGUAUCUGUAUAAUUCCUGGUUGUUUUAACUCUUUAUUCUUGAUGCUUUUGUUAGUUUAUUUUCUCUUGGUUGGAAAUAGCUCUGCAGACCCUUUAUAAAAAGCACUAUCAAAAUAAAGCAUCUUACUCAUUUU
This is a messenger RNA of Anguilla rostrata (American eel), 2314 nucleotides long. RefSeq lists its product as uncharacterized. The record is from RefSeq and is a predicted model, not a curated record. Bases 909 to 1499 code for a protein of 196 amino acids. The transcript is spliced from 6 exons. Lineage: Eukaryota; Metazoa; Chordata; Actinopteri; Anguilliformes; Anguillidae.